Xiphophorus hellerii (green swordtail) is the source of this 1434-nucleotide messenger RNA. RefSeq names its product histone H3. The transcript has a single exon. Gene Ontology annotation, cellular component: nucleosome. The coding region runs from base 26 to 436 and encodes 136 amino acids. Gene Ontology annotation, molecular function: protein heterodimerization activity; DNA binding; structural constituent of chromatin. Lineage: Eukaryota; Metazoa; Chordata; Actinopteri; Cyprinodontiformes; Poeciliidae. The record is from RefSeq and is a predicted model, not a curated record.
UGAUCCCGAGCAGAGAAGCAGAAUCAUGGCCAGAACCAAGCAGACCGCCCGUAAAUCCACCGGAGGCAAAGCCCCCAGGAAGCAGCUGGCCACCAAGGCAGCCAGGAAGAGCGCUCCGGCUACCGGCGGCGUGAAGAAGCCUCACCGCUACAGGCCCGGUACCGUGGCUCUGAGGGAGAUCCGUCGCUACCAGAAGUCGACGGAGCUGCUGAUCCGCAAGCUGCCCUUCCAGCGUCUGGUCCGAGAGAUCGCUCAGGACUUCAAGACCGACCUGCGCUUCCAGAGCUCCGCCGUCAUGGCUCUGCAGGAGGCCAGCGAGGCCUACCUGGUGGGUCUGUUCGAGGACACCAACCUGUGCGCCAUCCACGCCAAGAGGGUCACCAUCAUGCCCAAAGACAUCCAGCUGGCCCGCCGCAUCCGCGGAGAGAGAGCUUAGAGGCUGCAGCUCCAACAAACACACAACGGCUCUUUUAAGAGCCACACACACCCAGUUUAACAGCUCUAGUUCCUCAUUUUUUUAACACAAUGUCUAAAUUAAUACCACAACAUCUGCUUUUUAUCAUUUUAUUGCUAGACAAAGCUAUUUUCUAGUUAACUGAACUACAUAAAAAUGCAGCUCUUGAGUAUAGAAGGUUUUUAGUUCAUUUCUCACAAUUUUUUUUCAGGACCCAAAAUUCAGCAGCACUAAAGGAGCUUGUGAGUAAUUUCAUCAUUCAUAUCAGAAUGAUGAGAUAUUCAGAUAUCUCAUAAACUGAAUACCUCAGAUUAUGAGAACUUGUCAAAAUAUCAGCUAUUUUGACAAGUAACCAAGUUUGAUAUAGAAUAUUAAAUAUGGCUGUGACUCUUACAUUGACCAAUCUGAUGCCGUCUGAAAUAUCUCGACACAUUUUGACACUCAAAAUGUGUCCGAAGAUUUUUAAUUAGCAUUUUUACGCUUCAAAAUGAAAAUGUCUUUGAGUUUCUGCUCAAGAUGGUCGAUGUCUAAUUUAAAAAUCUAAAUCCAAUAAUUAGAAAGCUAAACUGACUGGACACAAUGAAACGUCUUUAAACACUCUAAUGGUUCAGUGACUUUAGCUUAGCAUGUGUGUAUGGACUUUUAUCGCAUUUAAUAGUUUAUACAGCUUUGUUUAAGUAAAACUACAGAUAUUAGUUAACUAGUGGCUAAAUAUGCUGCAUGUCUUUUGACAUGAUUGUUUCUAUGGUUCCAUAUAGUAACUCAAGCUCAGAGGCCAGAGGAAUCAGGGAAACUAAUUUACCAGUAAUAUUUAACAGUAUAAAAAAAAAGGAAAAUCUCAAGCCCAUGUUUUUUAUUUAUUUUUUUUUAACAUCUCAAACAUUGUUACAUUUAUUUCCCUACAUUUCCCUUUAACUUUAAUAUGUUUAAUCACACACACAUUACUUGUAGACUUAAAGUCAACAUAAUAUAAAAUGAUU